AUGGCCUUCGUGCCUCGUAUCGGCCUCGGCGUGUACCAACUACGGGGGGAAGACUGCUUCCGAGCAUGCGUGGCGGCCCUGGAGGCCAGAUACCGACACAUCGACACGGCGCAGCUCUACGGCAAUGAGGCGGAGGUGGGCCGGGUCACCAAGAAGUACCUGCUGCAGCAACAGCAGUCACAAACCAAUGAGACGGCGCCCGCAAAGCGAGGACAUAUUCUGGACGAGACGACCAAGAUGGGUCGCACGGACGGCGGCGCGGAGAAGACGUACCGCAGCGCGCCGCGCAGCGUGUGGCGGGUCGCCGGCGAUGACGGGGACAGGGACAGGGACGGGUACUAUGUCGAUUUGUUACUCGUCCACAGGCCCGUCGAGAAGCUUAGGGAGCUCUGGGCAGCGCUGGAGAGGCUGCGGUCCGAGGGGAAGGUUAAGGCGGUCGGGGUGAGCAACUUCGGGAUCGAGGCGCUGGAGGAGAUGAGGGCGUACGCGGGGUUCAUUGACAGGUGGACACAGCUCCAUCCGUGGUGUCAGCAGCGACGGCUCGUCGACUACUGCCGCGCACACAGCAUCGUCGUGCAGGCGGACAGUCCGCUGGCGCGCGGGGAGCGGAUGGCAAAUCCGACGGGCGGGGCGGGGUACCACUACCACCACCACCCCCGACGACCGGCUGCAAACCGGGCGGCGCGAAGACGGAGACGGAGCCGGAGGCAGAAGUCGAAGGGAAGGGAAGGGACGGCGACCGUGACAGCGGCGCAGGUGCUGGUACGCUGGUCUCUGCAGAAGGGCUUCGUGCCGUUGCCCAAGAGCGACGGGGCGGCGAGGAUCCGGGACAACGUCGACGUGUGGUGGUUCGAGCUGGACGGAGAGGAGAUGGCGAUGCUGGAUGGGCUGGACAGGGGGGCUGAGGGGGCUUUGUUUCCGGCGAAUGUGGGCUGA
Colletotrichum higginsianum IMI 349063 is the source of this 936-nucleotide messenger RNA. RefSeq names its product 2,5-diketo-D-gluconic acid reductase B. Bases 1 to 936 code for a protein of 311 amino acids. The transcript is spliced from 3 exons. The record is from RefSeq and is a predicted model, not a curated record. NCBI's taxonomy places the organism in Eukaryota, Fungi, Ascomycota, Sordariomycetes, Glomerellales, Glomerellaceae. Gene Ontology annotation, molecular function: oxidoreductase activity.